Molecule: messenger RNA, 1603 nt
Organism: Xenia sp. Carnegie-2017
Lineage: Eukaryota; Metazoa; Cnidaria; Anthozoa; Malacalcyonacea; Xeniidae
Product: cytochrome b-c1 complex subunit 2, mitochondrial-like
Exons: 20
Coding region: 104-1525 (473 amino acids)
Cellular component (GO): mitochondrion
Molecular function (GO): metal ion binding
Source: RefSeq, a predicted model, not a curated record
CGCCUUUUUGUCACUUCUGAAACAACUGUGAACUGAUAACAAAUUGAUCAAUGUUUUGAAUUGAUUUUGAAUGUUUUACGACUCACAGUGAAUUUUAUUCAAGAUGCACAAGUUUUCAAGGGCUCUUAAGCCCGUUUUGAGGAAUCCACAUUUUGAAUUAUCAAGAAUUCAGUCACGAAAUCUGCCAGUAUGUGUGACACCGUUAAGCGAACCUUUGGAAGAUGUUGAAUUUGAUGAAUCAAAGUCUGCUUCUCAUUCCAGUGAAGUACAGGUGACAACACUAAGCAAUGGUAUGAAGGUGGCAUCAGUCGAUUCUUCUAAUCCUAAUGCAAGAGUUGGGAUGUUUUUCAAAACUGGAAGUCGCUAUGAGACAUUGUUGAACAUUGGUAUAUCCCAUAUUCUCAGAGUUGGAGCUUUCUUAACCACGUCUGAUCACACUGGUUUUCAUAUUUCUCGAACCAUGGAGGAAAAUGGAAUAAGUCUGGAGGCUUCAUCAUCACGAGAGAAUGUUGUUUAUUCUGGUCAAUGUUUGAAAGACAAUGUGAAUCUACUCAUACCGUACCUAGCUAAUGUUGCCAGAGUUCCAGAAUUCAGACAGUGGGAGUUAGAUGACAUUGCCGAGAAUGUUGCUUUGGACCUUGCAAUCGCCGAAACAAACCCACAAAUUGGUUUGAUUGAAGAACUCCACAGAAUUGCGUAUAAAAAUGGUCUGAGGAAUUCCAUAUAUUGCAAGCCACAUAAGAUACAUUCGUUCCGCACGGAUAUGCUUUUGAAUUUUGUCAAAGAAAUGUUUGUGGGCAAGAAAAUGGCUUUAGUUGGAGUAGGCGUACCACAUAAAAGUUUAGUUGAUCUAUGUGAGACAUAUUUCUCUCUCAUACCGGCUGGAAGCGAUGCUCCUCCGCAGAAAGCGUUGUACUGUGGAGGCGAGUUAAUCAGUGAAGAACCAAAAGGCCUGAUUUAUGUUGCUUUAGCGUCUGAAGGAAGCAGUUUUGUUGACAAAAAAUAUCUUUCAUUUGGCGUUUUACAACGGGUUCUUGGCAUUACUCCCUUCAUUAAGUGGGGAAGCAACACUGUCUCUUCCAGAAUAAACAAGGCCGUACAAAAAGUUACUGAUGGUCCAUUUAUGGGAUCUGCCUUAAACAUCAACUAUACAGAUUCUGGGCUGUUUGGUUUUCAUGCAGCAGCAAGUCCUAAAGAUGCUGCAAAGGUCACGCGUACAAUUGUAGACGAGUACUCCAAAGUUUCGAAAGGUGAUGUCACAAAAGAAGAAGUGCAACGAGCAAAAAACCAACUGAAGUCAAGCAUUCACAUGUCAGGCGAGAGCUCUGUCGAUAAGCUGGAAGAUAUAGGCACACAGAUACUGCAUAGGGGUCAAUAUACAUCGCCCGAUUCCUGUGCUCAGCAGAUAGACAAAGUAUCCUUGGAUGAUGUUGUAAGCGCAGCCAAGCUAAUCUUUCAAAAGAAACCCUCUUUGGUUGUUAUGGGCGAAAGUGAAAAUCUUCCUCGAUUAGAGGAUCUUAUGUAACUCUUAUCACACGUUGCAAAUUACCGAGAAUAUUGCUUUUGUGCCAAUCUUUUGUUUAAUAAAGUUGUAUCAAAGAAA